Equus caballus (horse) is the source of this 1228-nucleotide messenger RNA. NCBI's taxonomy places the organism in Eukaryota, Metazoa, Chordata, Mammalia, Perissodactyla, Equidae. The record is from RefSeq and is a predicted model, not a curated record.
AUGGCUAAUACACAUAAUGUGACUGAAUUCAUUUUUCUGGGACUUUCUCCUAAUCAGGAGGUGCAGACUGUUUGCUUUGUGCUAUUUCUGCUCUUGUACACAGCAAUUGUGCUGGGGAAUCUCCUCAUUGUGCUCACUGUCAUGACCAGCAGAAGUCUUGGUUCCCCCUUGUACUUCUUCCUCAGCUGCCUGUCCUUCGUGGAGAUCUGCUACUCCUCUACUUCAGCCCCCAAACUCAUCUCAGAUUUGCUGGCUGAAAGGAAAGCCAUAUCUCUGUGGGGCUGCAUGACACAGCUUUUCUUCAUCCACUUCUUUGGUGGCACUGAGGUGUUCCUGCUCACUGUGAUGACGUAUGACCGCUAUGUGGCCAUCUGCAGACCUCCCAACUACACCACCAUCAUGAACGGACAGGUUUGUGCUAUGUUGGUGGGAGCAGCAUGGGUGGGGGGCUUUGUGCAUUCCUUUGCCCAAGUCCUUCUCAUCUUCCGCCUGCCCUUCUGUGGCCCCAAUGUGAUCAACCACUAUUUCUGCGAUCUGCUUCCUCUGCUCGAACUUGCCUGCUCUGACACCUUCCUCAUUAGUCUGCUGAUUGUUGCCAAUGGGGGGACCAUGGCUGUGAUCAGCUUUGUGGUCCUUUCAGUCUCCUAUGUGGUCAUAUUGCUCCAUCUGAGGACUCGAAGCUCUGAGGGGCGGCGCAAGGCCCUCUCCACCUGUGGGUCCCAUAUCACUGUGGUUAUGUUGUUCUUUGGGCCCUGCAUCUUUAUCUAUCUGAGGCCUUCUACCACUCUGUCUGUGGACAAGAUGGUGGCCGUGUUCUACACAGUUAUCACUCCACUCCUCAACCCUGUCAUCUACUCCUUGAGAAAUGCAGAAAUGAAGAAGGCCAUGAAGAGGCUGUGGAUCAGGACAAUGAAACUGGAUGAGAAAUAGGGCUGUCUUUGUGUUUGUCCUUGCAUUUAGAAUGAUGCUUAGUCCCAGUGGAAGGGUAGAGUGAGAUAAAGGACAGGCCGGAGGACUUGUUACAUCUAGAGUCAUUCUAACUAGUUCCCUCCUUUAACAACUUCAUUGUAAUCACUUGUAAAAUAUUUUCUCUUAUGGAUGUACUAGUACUUAACUAGCCACUUUUCUGUUAGACCAUUUCUAAUUUUUUACUACUUUAAAUAACACUGUGGUAUUUGUGAAUAGAAAUCUUUAACUAUACUUCUGAUUUUUAGAAAGACCUCACUUG